Molecule: messenger RNA, 1799 nt
Organism: Cucumis sativus (cucumber)
Lineage: Eukaryota; Viridiplantae; Streptophyta; Magnoliopsida; Cucurbitales; Cucurbitaceae
Product: serine--tRNA ligase
Exons: 10
Coding region: 86-1432 (448 amino acids)
Biological process (GO): seryl-tRNA aminoacylation
Cellular component (GO): cytosol
Molecular function (GO): tRNA binding; serine-tRNA ligase activity; ATP binding
Source: RefSeq, a predicted model, not a curated record
CAUGUUUUAGGGUUUUGUAGGUUAAAGUUUUCUCACUCUAAAUUGCAGUUUUUGGAAGGGAAAUCUCAGACGCAGAUAGACAAAGAUGUUGGACAUCAAUUUGUUCAGAGAAGAGAAAGGCAACAAUCCUGAAAUCAUCCGUGAGUCUCAACGCCGCCGAUUUGCCAACGUUGAACUCGUUGAUGAAGUCAUUAAGCUUGAUAAAGAAUGGCGUCAACGCCAAUUUGAGCUGGAGAAUCUCAGAAAGGAGUUCAACAAGAUCAACAAGCAAAUUGCUCAGCUUAGAAUAGCUGGUGAGGAUGCGUCCGAGAGGAUUAAAGACACUGAAGAAAAUAAAAAGUUGUCUGCUGAGAAAGAUGUUGAAGCUAAGGAUGUGUUAAAGAAGUUGAACUCAAAACUGGAAAUAAUUGGAAACCUUGUGCAUGAUUCCGUUCCCGUCAGCAAUGAUGAGGCUAAUAAUGUUGUUAUCAGAUCGUGGGGUGAGAAACUAGUAAAACCGAAACUGAAGAAUCAUGUUGAUCUUGUUGAGCUUCUUGAAAUUGCAGAUUCUAAAAGAGGUUCUGAAAUAGCAGGAGGUAGAGGCUACUAUCUAAAAGGAGCUGGUGUGCGUUUGAAUCAAGCUUUGAUAAACUAUGGCCUUGACUUUUUGGAGAAAAGGGGUUAUACAGAACUGCAGACUCCUUUCUUCAUGAGAAAAGAUAUCAUGGCUAGAUGUGCUCAAUUGGCACAAUUUGACGAAGAACUUUAUAAGGUUACUGGUGAGGGUGAUGAUAAAUAUCUAAUUGCCACCGCUGAACAACCACUUUGUUCAUAUCAUCUUGAAGAUUGGAUUCAUCCUUCUCAAUUGCCUAUAAGGUACGCUGGAUAUUCAUCUUGCUUUCGUAAAGAAGCAGGUUCCCAUGGCCGAGAUACUCUUGGAAUCUUCCGAGUCCACCAAUUCGAGAAAGUAGAGCAAUUUUGUAUCACCAGCCCUAACGACAAUGAUUCGUGGGACAUGCAUGAAGAGAUGAUAAAAAAUUCCGAGGAAUUCUACAAGACGUUAAAUAUCCCAUACCAAGUUGUGGCUAUAGUUUCUGGUGCAUUAAAUGAUGCAGCUGCCAAGAAAUAUGACUUAGAAGCAUGGUUUCCUGCAUCUCAGACUUACAGAGAGUUAGUAUCAUGUUCUAAUUGCACUGACUAUCAGUCCAGAAGGUUAGAGAUUCGAUACGGUCAGAAAAAGAGCAACGAGCAGACGAAACAAUAUGUGCAUUUGCUAAAUUCUACACUCACCGCAACAGAAAGGACUCUAUGCUGCAUUCUUGAGAACUACCAAAAAGAAGAUGGGGUUGAAGUACCUGAAGUUCUACGACCAUAUUUGGGUGGAAAGGCAUUUCUACCCUUCAAAACAAAACCGACAGGGAGCGAUUCCAAAGGGAAGAAAUCGAAGGCCUAAUUGUGGCUGGCAAUCGUUAUCAGUCUUGUCAAGCAAGCCCAAAGCUCACUCCAAUUAUGAAAUUCUUGGACCAUUCCCACAUGGUCUCGAAACUCUUAUUUAGAAAAUUUAGAUUUGGUUUGAGAUAUUGCUAGGAAAUGCUUUUUGGUAUAAUAUAGCUUUUACUUUUAUAAUCCGCACUCACAUUAUGUCGACCAGUUUCAAUAGAUUCUCAGGAAACUGAAGUUGGAAAGAGUAGAAGAGAUAAUUUUAUGCAAGCGAACUUUUUUUUUGUUUUUUUGUUUAACAAUUUGAAGAUUAUUUUCUUUGGCAAUUGUUACCGACCUAUUUUGGUAUCAAAUGAAAAUUUUGAUGUGAUCAAUAAUGA